GCCGCCCCCUGUCCUCGCUCUUGUGCCUGUCCCCAGCCCACAGAGCUCCACUGCACCUUCAGAUCCCUGGUGUCUGUGCCCCACAACAUCCAGCCCCACGUCGAGAGGAUCAACCUCGGGUUUAACAGCAUCAGCAGCCUCUCAGAGAAAUCUCUCUCAGGUCUGACCCGACUUGAGUUACUUCUGGUCCACGGGAAUGACCUGCACUCCCUUCCUGACGGUGCGUUCAAGGACCUCUCAGCUCUGCAGAUGUUGAAGUUGAGUUAUAAUAAACUUCGUGAGGUGAGCCGUCACACGUUCGUGGGUCUCUGGUCUUUGACCCGACUCCACCUGGACCACAACGGCCUCGAGUCCCUGGACCCGGACACGUUCCACGGACUCACGAACUUAAAACUUCUACAGCUGGAAGGAAACCGCCUGAAACGCCUGCACCCGUCCACCUUCACCACGUUCACGCUCCUGGGCUCCGACCGCUUCCACCUGUCGACGCUGAAGCACCUGUACCUGUCCAACAACAGCCUGAGCGCGGUGCCCGGGCAGGUGCUGGAGACGAUGCCGCAGCUGGAGAACCUGUUUCUCCACGGGAACCCCUGGGUCUGCGACUGCAACAUGAGGUGGAUCCACACAUGGGUCCAGACGGCUCCAGGUGUAUUGAAGUGUAAAAAGGACCGAGCUUUACCUGGAGGUCAACUUUGUCCGAUCUGCUCUUCUCCACGAAAUCUCCACCAGAAACCUCUUCAGGCUCUGGACAACAUGAUCUGCAGCGGCCCCGUCAUCAACUCCAAAGAUCAGCACUCGAAACCCGAAGAAACCAACCACGAAUUCACGUUUCUGGACGAUUUCAAGCAACCGUUCGGAAAUAUCUCUCUUGGAUUAUCCGACGAACACGGCAACGAGGUGGAGCUCGAGUGCGGCGUCGGCGAACCGAAGGACGGCGGCAAAAUCAGCUUUGAGCAAAUCGACGACGCAAAAAUGGCGAGCAACAUCACACUUUCGCUCGAUUUGGAUUGCGACGUUGACAGAGAAAAAUACGAACGUUUAUGGAGGUUGAUCGCGUAUUACACAAGCGUCCCGGCGCAUUUAAAAAGAGGGAUUAUGCUCAAGAAAAAUCCAUACCCGACGUACGUUUACAAGCAGGAUUCGGAUAAGGAUGCGCUGUAUUACACGGGAGUCAAAGCAAACGUUAUGGCGCUACCGUCUUGGCUGAUGCAGUCGUACGCGGAUUUACAGCUAAACCGGCAAGGAUCGUCCGGAAAAAGAGUUAAGCUAAGUUUUACGACGCAACUAUCGCAAAAUCUGGAAACGGAAAUGAUUCGAAGAGAAGUCAGAACGUGGGUUACGAUCGAAGAAUCGAAUUCCAGUUUUAAAACGGCGAUUUUAGGCAAAAGUUUUGACUUGCAAUGUCACGUUCAGAGUUCGGGUGAGCCGGUCAUAACGUGGAUUCUACCGGACGGGAAAAAGUUAGUAGCUCCGAGUGAUAAUUCCGAUGAAAGACUGUCCAUUUCCGCAGACGGGAAGCUUGAAAUCAAAACGGCCGAGCAUAAAGACGGCGGGAACUAUUAUUGCGUUGCUAAAGUCGAUGAAGACAUUGCGAUUUUACCAGUUUACGUCAGCAUACAAGAUCCGUCCAACCCGCAACCAGGAGACGACGAAGCUUCACCGUCUAUUGAGUUGUUAGCUGGAAAUUCGUUAAAUCUCGAUUGCAACGCUUUUGGUUCACCGGAUCCGGAAGUCAACUGGAUUAUCCCGAACGGAAAUAUCAUAAGUUUUAAAUCGAACACAUCACGAGUUUUAGUUUUUCCCAAUGGAACGCUUCAUAUCGCGCAAAGUUUGCCUCCCGACAGCGGAGUUUACAAAUGUGUAGUUUUGAAUCAAUACGGCGUGGACACGAAAACGUCGAAAGUCACCGUGAAUAAACGUCCGGGGAUGGUUAAGCCUAUACGAAGAUUUCCGUUAAGACCACAAUCUGCGUCUGGGGUAAACACAAAAAUUAAAGUUCCGAUUCCAGAUUUAGACGAAGGAUCUGGCGAAACUGAGGACGCUACGGAUUCGAAGCCUGUACGCAAAGUAGUCCCGGUUCGAAACGGCACGCCUCCGUCCUCCAGAACUCCGUGGCGCAGACCUCCCAUCAUAAUGCGAAAACCGGCUUCGCAAAACCCGCAAAACGGAAGGAAUAUUUUAGAUAGCCGCAGAAGAAUGAACAUGUCAAAAACGAAGAUAAACCCGGAGAGAUGGGCGGACAUUUUGGCAAAGAUUCGCAUCAAGAACGGGCAGUUUGCGACUACGGUUUCGCCGGUAAUCGCAACGACGCCAAAAAUCACAACGCCGUUUCAAGAGUUGACAACUUCGCUGCAAAAAGAGACAACCUCCCAACAAUACACAACCCAAUUUUUAACAACUUUAUCCCAUGAAACUAUCGAAGGAUCGUCAGACGGAGUGACUUUGAGUGAAAAAGCUCCCCACGAAUUAACGACGACGACUAUGCCUACACGAGAAAACGCAUACGGCUCGCAUACAACAACCCUAAAGCCCAUGACAUCACCAAAUUUCCCCAAUUUGCAAGCGACUACUUCUAGCAAUGUGUUUUUCCUCCCACAAACCACUUCUCGGCCAUUUCAAGUUGUCAAAUUUUGGCAGGAAGUCCUAAACACUCCAGGCAAGAGCGCAACUUAUUCCCACCAUGAGGACAGUGAAGUCAAAGGAGGCAGAGCAGCUGAUCCCAGAAGAGCUAAAGCGAAAGGAAAUCGCAGGAAUAAAAGUAAAAUUUCCAAAUUCCACAGAAAGGUUAAAACGGGGCAAGUGCUUCCAACGGUUGACCCAGUUACAUCAAAAAGGGAGGAUGAAAUAAUACCACAAGAGCCAAAAGAUGUGGGACUGUUACAAAUUGAAGCCAUUAUUGAUUUAGUUUCCCCGACAACCGCGCAAAUAUGGAAAAAGCCAACAAGCAGCACACUUCAACCGACGAGAAGACGCAAUGGAAAUCGUAAAAAGAAUCCAAACAGGCAUAAAAAUAAGAUAAACAAACAUACUAAAAAUAAUGUUAUAACUGAUGAAAAGGUUGGCCAAGUCAGCGUCAUGCCUACAGAGCUAGAAAUAGAAGUUCCUGAGAGUUUGGAGCCAACUGUACCACGAGAAAAUGAGUCUACGGCAAGCAGCGGGAGCCAGAAACUAACAGAAAGCAACACGAAAACAAAGAUAAAUGAUAACAAUGUAGUACAAGGUUCGAGCCCGACUGCUUUCCCAGAGACGAGACUGGACACGGUCCCGUCAAAACCUGCGCGAACAUUUACGAGCCACGAGCCACUGCCACCUGUUAAACCCGUAUCCCGGCCGCCGAUGGAAAACGCUCUAACAGAAAGGCCCUCCGAGAAGCUUAGACACGCAAAGAGGAAGUUAAUUCAAUCGCGCCAAAGAUAUACGGGCCCCAGGGGACAGAAACAUCUUGUGAAUGGGACCGGGGAGCAGUUACCGAGGCGUUCUUCUUCGUUGGCUUCCUUAACGGAGCAUAAAGCGGAGGAGAUGCACCAUUUCGGAGAUACAGGUGCUUUACUGGCCACAACACGCAUCGAUUUUGAAAUACAAGCAGUUACGAAAAGGCCAGAAAACUCCUCCGAGGCUUUGAUUCAAGAUAAUAGACUGGAUAAUGCUGAAAACGCAAGUGUAACGGCGUCUACAACGGCUUUAAUGGCGACUACUUUAAAUUACGACCUUACCAAAAUGGCCGCCGCUGAAGCUAAGUUAAAAAGUACCACCAAACAAGCUAUUACCGUUAGCAGCAGCACAAAAACGCCCCGUAAACAAACCGAAUCAGUAACCUAUUCUAAUAUACUCCCACCAAAAACAACUUUAACGACUCAUCUAUUAACAGAUACGACUAAACACGCGACAGACAUUAGCAAAAGCCCCGAAAAUUUCAAUAAAGAUCAAAAAACGCAAGUCAUUUUAUCCCAAAAUGCUAACAAGCAAGCUACUAGUAUUCCCGUUAUUUUAAAUGUCAGUCAAGACCAGCCUAGUCCAACCACUUCUAUGUCUUUGCAAAUUACUAACGCUAAAACGACAAUAGCGGCAUCUACUCUGCCUCCUCCUAGUGUUAGCGUUAGCACUAAAAAUGCUAAAACAACAAUCCCGUCUUCGUUUUUUAAUGUAACAACAAAACAAGCGCCAACGACUAAAGUUAGCCCAAGAAAUGACGAUAAAAAACAAGACAACGAAACAAAUACGCUAAUGUCUUCCCCGAAUCCUGUUUUAAAAUCGACAAUAACGCCAACUAUGCUAACUUACACAACGCGUAAAGUUCCUAGCGUCACAACUAGUUCGAAAAUCGUAAAAGAAGAUGAAAUUAUUGCAGCUAAACCAACAAAUUCUUCUCGUAUUUCUGUACAAAAUUCAUCUUUAGUUCCAAGACUCGCAAUAAAUACCACCCAACAAGCGGUUAGCGUUAGCGUUAGCCCUAAACUAGACCAAAGUACUCAAGCUAAAUCGCUAACAACGUCUGUCGCACCUACAACGGAUGCCACCCAGCGACCAACUCGAGCUAAAUCAGCGCUUUCGGAUCCCGUAACCCAGUCGCCCGACCACAGAAUGAACCAAUUUAUUAGCUUAAAUCGGAGCGUACCUACAAUCAACUCGGAGACCACCCCUGCCCCGACGUUUACCCCAUUCCGGGCUAAAUUGUGGACAGAAGAAGCGCCGCGAGCUAGCACGACGUCAAAGCCACCCGCCUUAGCCACUUAUCCGAGGGGGAAGCCAAGGAUAACCAAGGGUAAUUUCCAAAUUAUGAGCGUAAAAGCGGAAACAGAUGCCAUACUUCCCUGCGCUGCCAACGGAGAACCCAAACCUUUCCUGUCCUGGACUAAAGUUUCAACCGGUACGAGUAUCCCUCAGAACACCAAACUGCAACGAUACGAAGUGCACAAAAACGGGACUCUCAUCAUCCGAAACAUCCAACCAGUGGACGGCGGAGAAUAUCUCUGCACCGUUCAGAACCAGUACGGCUCCGACGAGAUGCUCACCAACCUCGUGGUGCUUUCCCAACACCCGAAAAUCCUCCAACCUCGACACCGCGACAUCUCUGUGAACUUAGGAUCCAGCGUUGAUUUAGACUGCCAAGUUGAAGGACACCCUAAACCUAGAGUGACAUGGGUGCUCCCGAACCACGCCCAAAUGGCUGCUACGCCUUUCGGACUAGCUUCAAACCGCGUCAGCAUUUUACAAAACGGUACUCUGCGAAUUGUCCAAGCUGUUUUUUCCGACCGAGGGAUUUACAAAUGCGUGGGUAGCAGUACGUCGGGAGCGGACACGGUUUCGAUAAGGCUGUAUGUUUCGUCUUUGCCGCCGAUUUUUCAGCAAACGCCGAUUGAAAACGUCACCGCAAGCGAAAACGGCGCCGUCUACUUGGAUUGCACCGCUAGCGGAUCGCCCCAACCAACGAUACGGUGGAUUACGCCAGAUAACAUCCAGCUAGCGUCGUCGCAAUACUUAAUCGGACAAAAUUUAAGAGUUUUUCCAAAUGGUACGCUCAUAAUCGAAAAUUUAACCCAAGGAAACGCGGGAAAGUAUCAGUGUUUGGCGAGUAACGUGAUGGGGACGAGCAAGAGGAUGGUGAACUUGUUUGUGAAGAGUAGGAUGCUAAUGGCUAAAGCUAGCAUCACAAUGGCGUCGCCGAAGUUGACGCGGGUGGUUUACGGAGGGAAGCUGAAGCUGGACUGUGUGGCCAAAGGAGAUCCAGAGCCAAGAGUGAUCUGGAGAAUGCCGUCCAAGAAACUAGUGGAUGCACAAUACAGUUUCGACCCGAGGAUCCAAGUCCGCGCCAACGGCUCUUUAACCGUCCACUCUGUCACUGACAAAGACGGCGGCGAGUAUCUCUGCGUGGCCCGAAACAAGAUGGGAGACGAUUACGUGGUCCUGGGAGUCGAGGUUCUGACGAAACCGGCGAAAAUCGAGCAGAAAAAGCCACGGUCGAGCCAGGAGGUGAUCUACGGAGGGGACCUGAAGGUGGACUGCGUGGCGUCCGGACUCCCCAACCCGGAGAUCAGCUGGGCCCUGCCGGACGGGACCAUGGUCAACCACGAGAAGCAGCGAGACAGAGCCGGGCGCAGCAGAAGGUACGUCGUGUUUGACAACGGCACUCUCUUCUUCAACGACGUGGGGAUGAGGGAGGAGGGCGACUACACCUGCUACGCCGAAAACCAGCUCGGAAAAGACGAAAUGAAAAUCCAUGUGAAGGUCAAAUCUGCCUCGUCUUCCCCGCAAAUCCAAAACAAAACAGAAAUUUCGCCGGUUCAAGUUAUCUACGGCGAAAACGUAACCUUACAAUGCCACGCUAAAGGUGACCCGAACCCUACGUACACCUGGAUAUCGCCGAUGAACCGGAUAAUCGAUUCGAAAGAGGAAAAAUAUCAAGUUUUCAACAACGGGACGCUGACUGUGCAGAGAGUUCAACGUUUCGACGCCGGGGACUACACCUGCGUCGCACGGAACAGUUACGGACAAGACAACAAGAUCGUAAAAGUCGAAGUUUUGGUGACGCCUCCUGUCAUUAGCAACGACGGAAAUAAUUUUAAAGUUUCCAAAUUUCAAAACGAUAGGAUUUUGUUGGAUUGUGUCGCCACGGGAACGCCGAAUCCCAGAAUUAUGUGGGUGCUGCCCGGGAACGUGAUCCUCCCCGCUCCGUAUUACAGCAACCGGAUUACCGUUUUUCAGAAUGGAAGCUUGGAAAUCCGAUCGGCGAAAACGAGCGAUUCGGGCCAGCUCGCUUGCAUCGCGCGAAACGAAGGCGGCGAGGUCAGAUUAGCGGUUAGCCUCGACGUUAAAGACGCCGACGCUAGAACGCAGGCUUCCGGGACGCAGCUGGACGACGUGUCGCUGACCGCCGGCAACGCGAUGACUCUGAAUUGCUCGUUUGACGGGAAUAACGUUAAACAGAUAACGUGGGUGCUUCCGAACGGGACGCCUUUGCUCAGCGGCGCGCGAUUGGCGAAGUUUUUCCACCGUCCAGAUGGCUCGUUGAUAAUUAGCAACCCUUCGUUAGCGGAAGCGGGUACGUACCGAUGUUUAGGACGUAGCAGCACUAGCCAAGUCGAGCAGUUCGUACAGUUGACGCCCGGAAGGAAACCCGUGAUCGCGAAUAAAUACGAGUCACCAGUUAAUGUUUUGAACGGCGAUACGCUGAUGCUGCAUUGCGUUACAAACGGAGAUCCGCUACGGCUAACGUGGACGCUACCGAGUGGAGUUGUUUUGAAUCGUCCACAAAAAGCUGGGAGGUAUUCCGUGCUGCAAAACGGAACGCUGGCGAUAAAGCAAGUCAGCGUUUACGACAGAGGUUUGUACGCGUGCAGAGCGGCAAACGAGUACGGUAGCUCUGUUAUGUCCGUCUCCGUUAUCGUAAUAGCGUACCCUCCGCGAAUCACAAACGGACCAAAUUCGGUGACGUAUGCGAAACGCGGCGUGGCGAUACAGCUGAACUGCGCCGCUACCGGAAUUCCCAAAGUGGAAGUGGCCUGGGAGACGCCGGACAAAGCGAGGCUGGUCGUCACCGCGCAGCCUCGACUGUUCGGGAACAAGUACCUCCAGCCGCAGGGUUCGCUCGUGAUCCAAAACCCUUCGCUAAAAGACGCCGGCGUUUACAAAUGCACGGCGAGGAACGCGAUCGGGGUGGAUUCGAAAACGACGUAUUUAAAUGUUUACUAAGAGGAAAUUUCACUGUAACUGCCCGAGAAACUGCCAACGCCGAGUAACUGGACUGCUGUUACGAGACGAAAAUAAAACGGACACUCGCGACGUGCCGAGAAGAAAAUUUUUAACGGAUUCUCAAAUGCAAAAUGGACUCGAUGAACUAAGAGCCUUUUGGGAAUAAAACAAAUGUUAACACUAAUUGAGUUUUUUUAAACAUGGUGGAAUUUACCGACAAUAUUUAACAACUAAGACGAUUUGUAAAUUAUUUUGUGUGGGGGUUUUUUUCAGACAACAUCUCAACGUUUUUUUUAAAGUUCUCAAAUUGGUAGAAACUUUAAUAAGUUGUAAGAAAUUAAACUAGUUAAGUAGAAAAAGACAUGCACUUUCAGGUACAUUUUUGCGCUUGGUUAAAUCUUUGUACAAACUAGAAAAAAUUUAAUAAAAUUGACACAGAGUUGAAGAAUUUUGUAUUUAUUUUUUUCUUUUUAAUUACACAAGUUACAACUUUUAUGCCAGUUUUGUUCAAGUACUACUGAACAAAUACUGUAAAAAUUUAAAGAAUUAAAGGUACACUGUGUAACUUUUUUGGUUUUGCUUAAUCAGGACUAAAUCAUAAACAAACCUAGACCAGGACUAAACCAAAACUAACCACCAGUAAAACCAGCAUAAAUAAUUCGAAACUACAGCUAAAAUAGGACUGAACAUGGACUGAACCAGGACUAAACCAGGAUUUAACCAGACCUAGAUCAGGGUUUAGACGAGGACUAAAUCAGAACCAAACCUAGAUCACGACUAAACCAAGACUAACCUUGACUAAAACCAUCAUAAAAAUAUCGAAACUACAGCUAAAUUAGGACUCGACCAGGACUGAGACCAGGACUUAGACCGCAACCAGACUGAGACUGAGACCAGGACCAGACCAUGAUCGAGACCGGGACUGAGACUAGGACCAGAUCGGGACAAGACCAGGACUGAGAAUGGGACCAGACCGAGGCUGAGACCAGGACCAGACCAGGGCUGAGAUUGGGACCAGAC
This is a messenger RNA of Boleophthalmus pectinirostris (great blue-spotted mudskipper), 8709 nucleotides long. It is a transcript of the gene mxra5a, whose product is annotated as matrix-remodelling associated 5a. Gene Ontology annotation, molecular function: protein binding. The record is from RefSeq and is a predicted model, not a curated record. Gene Ontology annotation, cellular component: extracellular region. Lineage: Eukaryota; Metazoa; Chordata; Actinopteri; Gobiiformes; Gobiidae.